ACAUCCGGCCCCGCUGUCUCGAUCUCUCCAGAAAGUUCUGCACAGUGAGCGAAUAUAAAAGCCAGCCAUCCUCCCCUUACUCAGCGUGCUCGCGUCGACACAGAGCUGGGACAGCUGCUUCUCCCGCUUGGUCACCAUGGUUCACGAAACCGGCUUCUACGAUCUCCUGGGUGUUGACCCCAAAGCUUCACCGGAGGAAAUCAAGAAAGCCUACAGGAAACUGGCUUUGAAAUACCACCCGGACAAGAACCCCAGUGAAGGAGACAGGUUCAAGCACAUAUCUCAAGCAUAUGAAGUUCUGUCAGAUCCAAACAAGAGAGACUUGUAUGACCAAGGAGGAGAACAAGCCAUCAAAGAGGGUGGCAUGGGUGGAGGAUCUUCCCCAAUGGACAUUUUCAACAUGUUCUUUGGAGGUGGUGGCCGGAUGCAAAGAGAGAGAAAAGGGAAGAACAUUGUCCACCAGAUAGGGGUCACACUGGAGGAGUUGUACAAUGGCUCCACCAGGAAGCUUGGACUCCAGAAAAAUAUAAUUUGUGAAAAAUGUGAAGGUUAUGGUGGAAAGAAAGGUGCCUUGGAGAAGUGCUCCAACUGUAAGGGAAGGGGAGUACAAGUUAGGGUGCAACAGAUUGGACCAGGCAUGAUUCAGCAGAUCCAAAGCAUGUGUCCAGAUUGCCAGGGACAGGGUGAGAAAUUCAACUCCAAAGACCGCUGCAAAAACUGCAGUGGGCACAAAGUGGAACGCAAGAAGAAAAUUCUUGAAGUUCACAUUGACAAAGGCAUGAAAGACGGUCAGAAAAUUCCAUUCAACGGAGAAGGUGACCAGGAGCCUGGACUUGAACCUGGAGAUGUGAUUAUUGUGCUGGACCAGAAGGAGCAUCCUGUUUUCCAAAGACAAGAGGAUAAUUUAAUAACAAAGAUGAACAUCAAACUUGUUGAAGCCCUGUGUGGUUUCAAGAAAACUAUUCAAACAUUAGACAACAGAAUGCUUGUCAUCUCCUCACAGCCAGGUGAGGUAAUAAAAGAUGGUGACGUGAAGUGUGUUCUGAAUGAGGGCAUGCCAAUUUACAGGGACCCAUGUGACAGAGGGCAGCUAUUUAUUAAAUUCAAGGUGGAAUUCCCAGAAAAAGACUGGCUUCCUGAGCAUCUCAUGUUCCAGCUGGAAAGACUGCUUCCUGAGAGAGAGGAUGUGAUGGUCACUGAUGACAUGGAAGAGGUAGAUCUGCAUGAGGUGGAUGAGCAGACACAACAGAGAAACCACAGUGGGGAGGCUUAUGAGGAAGAUGAAGAUCACCCGAGGGGGGGAGUGCAGUGUCAGACACAGUGAUUGUAGUCUGCAAUGCAAUUAAUUGUAGGGUUUAAAUGUAGUAAUGCACCAUAGCACAAUCACAUAAUGUUACAAUGUUUUUGUUCUCUCUUCCUAGAACACAUAUGCAAGUGCAGUACCCAUUUCAUGUUUGCUCUGAAUAAUAUUCUUGUUGACUACUCUCAUGUGCUCACUGUAUUUGAAAUCCACGUCUUUAUGUAUCUUUGAAAUGUUCUUUUCAUUCAGAAGCUGAUUUUUGUAUGCUUUCUGUGAAGGUAAUUCAGCCAUGACAGACCACUUUUUGGUUGUUUCUCAAUAAAAGUCCUGGAGUGCUGACA
Molecule: messenger RNA, 1641 nt
Organism: Solea senegalensis (Senegalese sole)
Lineage: Eukaryota; Metazoa; Chordata; Actinopteri; Pleuronectiformes; Soleidae
Gene: dnaja
Product: DnaJ heat shock protein family (Hsp40) member A
Exons: 8
Coding region: 137-1324 (395 amino acids)
Biological process (GO): response to heat; protein refolding
Cellular component (GO): cytosol; cytoplasm
Molecular function (GO): ATP binding; Hsp70 protein binding
Source: RefSeq, a predicted model, not a curated record